AUUACGAAAUGGUCCCUGUUUUUCUUGUAAACCACUAAAAUUUCAUCGAAAUGUUUCCCUUAUUAAUUAACAUGUUUGCGGUGAAUUAAUUACCUCAGUAAUAAUUUAUUUGAUUUAAAGGUGACUGUAGUUGAGAAUCGGAUCCCUAAAUCUUCCGUAUUUUUUAAUUUAAUCUUAAAUCUGCUGGGUUAAAUUUGGAGUAUAAAGUGUUGCCAUGUGACCAUCAAAAUACCCUUGAAAUUCAACAAGAAUAGUUAAAAGUGCUAGCUGUUUGGGACAACCAUUACAACCAUUCCGGUGAACCUCAAGCUCUCUACCAUUUCCAUUUCUUUUGUUUAUUAAUAAUCUAAAAUGAGCUCUCUGUUAAAAGGAUCCCGUAAGUUACUUCUCGGGAUCGGAUUAGCGGGUGCUGGAGCCGCUGUGUGGGCUAUUAUGGGUGGAGAUGAGGAUAAAGCAUUCAUCAAAGCAUCAGCAUUCUAUGAUCAUUAUAUAAAUAAUCCAAGAUAUUUUUACGAGCCUCCAGUCUCACAUAAAUGGGACUUCAAUUGGGAUCGUAGGCAAUCUGAUACAUUAAUGAAGACAUUGGAAGGUAAAUUUCGUGCAGAUGGUGAUAAAAAUGCUUCUAAAGAAAAAUUACAGAAAGCCAAAGUCAUAGCAAGUCGACAUUUAUUAUUCAUACGUCAUGGUCAAUAUGCUCUCAACGGUAAAACAGAUGAAGAAAGAACCUUAACAGAUCUUGGCCGUCAACAGGCUUAUUUUGCUGCUCAACGAUUGAAGGAACUUAAUCUUCCCUAUUCUCAAAUUGUUCAGUCAACAAUGACCCGAGCCAAACAAACAGCUCAGAUAAUCAGUAAAGAAUUGCCCGAUAUUCCUGUUUCUAGUAGUGACUUGCUUCGCGAAGGUUUACCUAUCGUCCCGGAGCCUUCAAGUUACAAAGAAGUAGAUAAUCUUAGAGCUUUCACUGAUGGUCCAAGGAUAGAGGCUGCCUUCCGAAGAUAUUUCUAUCGUGCAAAGCCUGAUCAAAAAGAGGACAGUUACGAAAUUUUCGUCUGUCAUGCAAAUGUCAUUCGUUAUUUUGUGUGCAGAGCAUUACAAUUACCUCCAGAGGCAUGGUUACGGUUUUCUCUUCACAAUUGUAGUAUGACAUGGAUUGCCAUUCGUCCAAGCGGUCGAGUAUCUGUUUAUACUGUUGGUGAUUGCGGUUUUAUUCCUUCAGGAAAGCUUACCACAAAUUAGUUGCGCCAGUUGCGAUUAGAGCUAUAAGAAAUUUCUAAUAAACCUUAUAAAUACCAGCAAAAGUCAUAUUCAAUAAUCUAAUGAUGAUGAUAUAACACAUGAAAAUACCUAUCUUUUGUACUAUAGAUUCUGUUGCUUCUCUUCAUAUAAAUUCACACUCAUUCGCAUAUUUUCUUCUUUCAUCUUCAUCAUCUUUUUGAUUUUCUUUUCUCUUAUGUAUACUACUGAAUCCAUGUUUUAUUUGAAAUGAGUCAUUCUUAGAUUUAAGAGAAUCUUCAAAUCAAGAUGUGCUGAAUUGAAUAAUUAAAUUUUGCCCCUUGAUCCACUCAUUAAA
Molecule: messenger RNA, 1570 nt
Organism: Tetranychus urticae (two-spotted spider mite)
Lineage: Eukaryota; Metazoa; Arthropoda; Arachnida; Trombidiformes; Tetranychidae
Product: serine/threonine-protein phosphatase PGAM5, mitochondrial
Biological process (GO): peptidyl-threonine dephosphorylation; positive regulation of mitochondrial fission
Cellular component (GO): mitochondrion
Molecular function (GO): protein serine/threonine phosphatase activity
Source: RefSeq, a predicted model, not a curated record